AUGGAGGAGGGAAUCGGUGCUGCGGUCAUCGGGUACGAGGAGCUUCGCCACGGAGGCUUUCUGAACAAAGGACUCAAGGUCACACACUUUUCCGAGCGUAAAUGCUACGAGACGUACUUACGGGAGGAGGAGUUGAAGAGAAUGGCACGAGGAGAGGGUUCUUCGAAGCAAGCCACGGGGGGUCCUUCUCAACCGCGCAACUGGAGCAUCGUUGGGCCAUCGGUUCGCAACAUGGUCCGUGAAGUCAUGCAUGGAAAUGACAUGCCUAGACAACUGAACAAAACACUAAUCGUGCUAAUUCCUAAGGUAGAUUGCCCGAGCUCGAUAAAGGAGUUUCGCCCGAUAAGCCUGUUGAAUGUGGUAUACAAGUUAGUUACCAAAGUUCUUACCACCAAGAUGAAGCGCUUAAUGCCCCUUUUAAUAGGCCCGACACAAGUCAGUUUCAUUCCGGGUCGUCACAUUACAGACAACAUAGUAAUUGCUCAGGAGCUGAUCCACACCAUGCGAACUGUGAAAGGCAAGCGAGGCUACAUGGUAAUAAAAGUGGACCUUGAAAAGGCCUACGAUUACGUGAGGUGGGACUAUUUCGAGGAAACUCUUGUCAUAGCCGGCUUCCCUCGACUAUUUGUGAAGAGCAUAAUGACUUGUGUGACUUCGGCCACCAUGCAGUUAUCUUGGAAUGGGGUCCUUAGCGCAGAAUUCGUCCCUUCUCGUGGAGUUCGACAGGGAGACCCGAUCUCCCCUUAUCUUUUUGUGUUAUGUAUGGAAAGGCUGGCUCUAGCGAUUAGUUGCUACGUCAACAGUGGGCAGUGGAGGCCGAUUUCACUAGGUCGUGGUAAAGUGAAGAUCCCGUACUUAAUGUUUGCCGACGAUCUGCUAUUAUUUGAUGAGGCUUCACACGAACAGGUGGGGUGCGUGAAAGAAGUUCUACGCGAAUUUGUAAUGCGUCUGGCCUAA
Molecule: messenger RNA, 957 nt
Organism: Striga hermonthica
Lineage: Eukaryota; Viridiplantae; Streptophyta; Magnoliopsida; Lamiales; Orobanchaceae
Source: the annotation of a GenBank genome assembly